Messenger RNA from Caenorhabditis remanei, 240 nucleotides. RefSeq lists its product as uncharacterized. The transcript has a single exon. Lineage: Eukaryota; Metazoa; Nematoda; Chromadorea; Rhabditida; Rhabditidae. The record is from RefSeq and is a predicted model, not a curated record. The coding region runs from base 1 to 240 and encodes 79 amino acids.
AUGGUCGCCGCUGGUCUCUCCGAGGGAGCCAUCGCUGGAAUCUUGAAGAUCGCCGCCACCUACAAACCAAAGGACGACGAGCCAAAACGUGAUGCGGCCACUUCUCUGGCAAUCAUCGGAAAGAUGUUCGGAGAACUCAAUGAGUACAUCAAGAGCCAAUCGGAGGGAGAUCAAAAGGUCUAUCACGCCAUCAUUGAAAAGAAGAAGGCCGAGUUGAUCGAGGCAGCUCAGAAGCAGUAA